AUGAAUGAAGCGACGAUGGCGCAAAACCCCUUCCUAACGCGAUACCUGCAAGCCACCGGGGUGCUGCUCCCUCAAGCUGUUGACGAGUACCUGGAGUUACAGAGACAGUGGAAGACACCCCGCUGCAGUCGCCCCUUGCACACAGACAGCUCCCAUAGCAGGAGUAAGCGCUCGGCCAGCUAUCCAGUGAGCAAGGAGCGCCUCGUGUCGCUACUGCCCAGUGUUUCAGAGCUGAGAAAAUUGUUUGAAAGCGGACAGAUUUACAACAUGAAUAGGAGAGAACGCCUGUCGCGCCGCGUGGAUGCCAUGGCUGACGAGGAGAACGUGAGGCCCAGGGUGUUCACCAGGCCGGUGCCGGAAGGGGAGGGCUCAACUCGACGUGCGGCAGCUUCCCCCACAUCCGCCUGUGUGGACCACACCAACGGAUUCGGUCAAAAGAGGGAGACUGAGAAGGGGCCGGAAACGAGGGAGGCGGCGCGUGAGCCGGAUGAUCGGAGCCAGCAAGUGGCGUCCACUCCCGGCGAUGCUGAGUCACGAGCGGAGCGGAUCGCGCGUUACAAGGCAGAGCGGCGCCGGCAGCUCGCUGAGAAGUACGGAGGAAGUGAAAGCGCGAGAACUCGUGGCCCCGACGCCGUUGAAACAGGGAGCGAACCACCUCGGGGAGCACGCUCACGUGCACGGGAAUCUCAUGUACGCAGGAGCUCGGAUGACAAUGAAGCAACUUUGGCAACGUCCACCGCAGGACUAUCCUCGAGAAGGGGACAGCACCUUCCAUCUCUUGAUAUCGAUAGCAAAGUUAAUGAUAGCGCAGCUGGAGAAAUAGCUCUUCAGGAAGAUGCGGUUCGCACAAAUAGACACGGACGGGUGAUUCCCCACGAUGCUGAUCCUGCGGGGGGGGAGAGUUUGCUGGAGAACUACACUUCCACGGCGAAGUAUUACUAUCGACGGAGCCCAGGAGGAGGAGAAAGGAGGGUGCCAGCUUCUCUUAUGACCAGUAAUCAAAGUGAGAUGGAACCAAAUUUGACUUUUGAGCAGAAGCCGAGUGAUGCGCGACAACCUGUAGCAAGGAGCCACAGCCUGGAGCCGAGCCAGAGCAGCCUGCGUCGUCCUUCUGCUCAGCUUGUCGGAGACACUGACCCCAAGGUCAACACAAGCCCCUCGGUGAACGCCCCCAUACUGGAUUCACCAAGCAGGUCUCAUUCUGAGCUCUCGGCCUCUCCUUGCCCUGACUUGCUCAGCGCGGAAAGACGACUCUUGAGAAGCCAUCACAGCCUCAGUGAUGGCUUCCAGGAGCAGAGCCGUCGGGAGCCGGAGGGUCCAUGGAGGCAGGAACGUGUGCGGCUGGAUGGCAGGGACUUCACUCCAAAGGAAGAGGCACACAAAUUGUUUCAUGGAAAAGUGAUCUCUGGAGAGACUCCUUCAAAAACAAACUUGAGGAUGAGAAACUUUGAGAACAGUUCCUGGUCUGGCAGAAGAAUGACGGAGAGUGAUUCUCUUCAAAGUAGAACAAGUGGAGGCCAAAUCAAGCAAAUUUGUUGCGAACCCUUUGAGAGGUGUGGGGCAAGUAGGAGGCAUGACACCCAACCACACUCCAAGCUGGCAGUCAUGCGUCAACAGUCUCAGCCGAUUGCAGAUCCUGCCUCAAACUACACGAGUUCUCACUCUACAAGGAUCACACCCAGGAGAGACCAGUGGCUGAGAAGAACCACAUCUCUCUCAAACGAUCUUCCCUCUUGCUCCGACGACGCGUCUGGAUUGUGGGCCAAUGAGGUGGAAUGGCCCAGAUUUCGGCCAGCAAGUGCUGAAGGGUCGCCAGCGUUUGUGAAAAUUGGUGUUGAACAGGAAGGGGAGGGAUGCACGAAGGGGGAAUGGGGGGACAGUUCUCCUCUGGAUACACGCAUCUCCGUGUCCAAGUUGCGCAGGCUGUUUGCGGCCGCGAACGCCCGCGUGACAGACAGCCCUAGUAGUGGCGGUAGCAACGUGGCUCGCUCGCCCCGCUCGCCCCGCGGAGCUGAGAGGAGGAGCUCGGAACGCUUCCGCACGCAGCCAAUCACAUCUGCCGAGCGGGAGGACAGUGCACGCAGCAGACCUUUCAUCGGACUGGAUGGGUCAGAAGGAGAAGAAGAUAAGGUGGAUGAUAAGGCAAAGAUGAGUGUCGCUGAAAAAAGGUCACUCUUCAGGGAGCUGGAGAGGACAUCUGUGGAGCUGGGUGCUUCACCCAGCGGCAAGCCACGUAGCCGCAACGCGGCCGUGGAGAGACGGCUGCGAAGAAAUCAGGAGCGUUCUCGCACCCAGCCCGUUGACUACAACCCCGUCAGCAGAAAUGAUGUUUCCACCAUGAUGGAGGGAGUAGAUGGAGAGGACGACACAUCCCGGCUGAGUUUGGUGCAGAAGAUGGCUCUCUUUAACCAGCCGUCCAAGCCGUUGCAGCCACAACUCUUCUCGCGGCAGGAACCCGAAGUGUCCAACCGUCGCACCAACCUCCGUUACCAGACACAGCCAAUCACAGCCAGAGAGGUGCAACAGGGCUUAUCGCAGCGGAAGCUGGAAGAAGCUGGUGGCCAUGACGAGAGGAGGCCUGGCGUGGCCGCCGCCACCGAUCACCAUGGGAGCCGUCGUCUAGGCGAGCACGACGGCUCACUCAGCCUGGGGAAGCCUCCUUUGGACAGUGUUGGUGCCGCCAGGACCCGGCCCCCACUCGGUCGACCAGUGCCCCUCGCCAGUGGUGAGUCAGAGGGUACUCCUGCUCUCUCCAUGGUAACGCGGAACACAUCGACAUCGCCAUGGCGACGAUCUCCAUCAUUAGGCAGCGGCGAAUGGACGCCUGGCAUGGAGAGGAGCGGGGAGCUCAGGUGCGCGAAGGGCGCGAGCCCACCGUCACGUGAGGGCGUGCGUGCCGACCGAGCCAGCAAUCAAGAGUUGAGCGGUGGGGAUGGAGGGGUUGGAGAGGAGGAGGAGAAGGAAGACAUAUCUCAGCUGAGCCUGGUGGAGAAGAUGGCCUUGUUUGACCGGCUAUCUCGACCACUGCCAGCGCAGCAGGCCUCCCCAUGCCAGGCCUCGGACACACGCAGCCGUCGUACUGGCUCCCGAUACCAGACUCAGCCAAUCACAGCAAGUGAAGUGCAGCAAAUCCAGGAUGGUGCAGCCUCAGGAUCAGUGAGUGAAGGUGGCCCUGGUCAAUGGACUGAAGCGGUUGAACAGAACUUCUCCCAGGGCUCCGUGCAGCUGGUCACACAAGAAUCCUCCAAGCUUGGCCGGCCUAGAAGUUUUUCUGCUGGACAGGAAGUUACCGAGGCUUCAUCCAACAACAAUUCUAGUUCGAAUGUAACCAGGACUGCUGGAGAAAGAGAGCUGCGUGGAGAUGAUAUGCCUGGAACUACUCUGUCAGUGUUCCAGAGCACAUUCAAGGAGAAAACUCAAAUGGAACAGGAAACAAUUAAAACAUUGCUAUCUGGAAAGCUGCAUCAUGAUCAUGGGAGAUUGGGAGAUACAAAGCAGUUGGAGACAGUGACAAUCGACAAUCCCAAGAGCUUUUCAGGCCAGCAUUUGACCAGAGACCAAUCAGAGAAAGCCACUACAAAACAGUCCACGGUUACACAAACAGAGAAUUCUGAGAGGAAAAUGAAGUCUGAAGUUGCUGCUCGGCACAAGGAGGAUGAGGCUGGGCAAGUGAAGCAGAGUGAAUAUAGUGUUGAGGCAACUGAAGAAUCUCUAGCCUCUGACAACCAACUGGGUGUGGACAGAGACGACAGGAGAGAUGGGCUGGAGCAUCGGGACAGGAGCCAAGGGGGUGGAGAGUGGAGGGGUGGGGAUGGAAGGAGUGAGGAUGGGAGGAGGCUGGGGAAUCGGGCCACGGACGCUGACAGCCCAACACAGGGCAGAGCUCUUCCAGGACAUGAUUUUUCUGACCAAACGUCUCAUACGAGGGAGACUGUUGGAGACACCUCUCCCAGUGGCAUGGCAACUGCACCAUGGCGACAGACCCGUCUACAGCAAGUAAUCAAUGACAAGCAACAACUUUCCAGCCAAUCGGAAUUGAUUUCAGGGAGCAAAACAAAUACACCAUCUGGAGGCAGCAAUGCCAUCGGGAACAAGAGUGAGCUACCUACAACACCGAACCUGAUGACCACAAUGUCCAUCAAAGACAGACUGAGCUCAUUGCAGAAGAGUGGUAACGAAGACUGGAAAAACCGCUCGAACAAGCGUUCGGGAGACAUGAAGAUCACAAGGACUGAGCUCUUCAAAAAGGCAGGGUAUCCCAGUGCUCCUGAGUCAGAUGCAGGGGCUGGCACCUCUCAGCUCUUGUACGCUAUCCACUACGACAAGGCACGUGCCUCCUAUGUCGUGUUGGAGGUUGAAUCUCAAGCUCACAAGGCUCAUCGGCCCUGGCGGCGGCAGAAACUGGGGCUGGAGGCUGAUUCAAAGAUGUCCAUCUCGGAGCGGAAAGCCCUGAUAAGCGAGAGUGAAAUGGCGUGGCAAGUGCGGGGUGCAGGUGCUGCCAACGACUCGGUGCAGUUCACGGUGGCUGGCCGCAUGGUUAAGAAAGGUCUGGUGUCAUCCUUGCCUGACCCCUUGACACCACGAUCUAAGGCGGCCGAGUCAGCCAUCAGCAAGCCUGAUACGGAAAUUAUUCCUUCGGAUUCAAUAGAAUCCGAUAAGAAACUGGACAAGCUGGAGUCAUUCCUGGAUAGGAUCAAUACCAAGUGUACAUUGGAGUCACGGACGGCAGUGGUGAGCGUCACCGAGGAGGUGGUGAAGGAGGUGCUGCAGCCCGACGACGAUGAGACUUUCCGCCGCUUUUACAGCAGCUCCACGUCCUCUGUGGCCGUGGAGAUUCGUGAGGAGGACUUGGAUGUUCUGUGCGACUCGGAGGCUCCCAGGCUGCUGUCAGCCAUGUCAGAGCACCGGCGAUCCGUGCGGCCUGCACGCAGGACGACCGCCUCGCGUAAUCCCAUCAAGGCUCUGGCGCAGAGAAACGACAUCAAGACCGAGUACACGGAGCAGCGGCUCAAUGUGGCCACGAUCGAGGCCAACCGCCUCCGCGCACAGAAACUGGCAAAGCACUCGAGGCUAGCGGACGCCGCGCUGGCCGGCCUGGCCAGCAAAGAAGACUUCAGCAGCGUGAACCUGCGCAGUGUGGCCACCGCCUCUCCCUCCUCCAACAAUAGUGCCCUGCCCUACAAGCCAGUCAUGCUACUGCAAGUCAAGGGCCGGAGACAUGUCCAGACCAGGCUUGUGGAGCCUCGAGCCAUUUCCCUCAACAGUGGAGACUGCUUCCUCCUGCUCACGCACCAGCAUUGCUACCUCUGGAUCGGGGAGUUUGCCAAUGUCAUUGAAAAAGCUAAGGCGAGUGACUUGGCAACGUACAUCCAAACCAAGCGAGACUUGGGCUGCCGAGCGAGCAGCAUCACCAUCAUUGAGGAGGGUAUUAACUGCAGCAGCAACCGUGCCCGCAGCUUCUGGGACCUGCUUGGCGGCCGCGUUUCUUAUAAAGGUACGGGCCCCCCUGAGGAGGACGAGCUGUACGAGAAUGACGUGGUGGCCACCAACUGUGCGUUCCGGCUGCAGGGGGAGCGGCUGGUGCCGGACGACGAGUGCUGGGGCAAGGUGCCGCGCUGCACCAUGCUCAAUCCCUGCGACGUGGUGGUGUUUGACUUUGGGAGUGAGGUGUACGUGUGGCACGGCAAGGAGGUGACGCUGGCCCAGCGCAAGGUGGCCUUCCAACUCGCAAAGCAGCUUUGGGUUGGCCCCUAUGAUUACAACACCUGCCGUAUCAAUCCACUUGGCAGUGACAUUCCACGGAUGGGGGAGGGGCGCCCUGAGUGGUCCAUUUUUGGACGCCUGACGCAGCACAAUGAGACGGUUCUUUUCAAGGAGAAGUUCUUGGACUGGGCAGAUGUAAUGAAGCCACCCAAGAAAAAUGGCGAUGAACUGAAGGAGGGUGAUUCUCAAAGCCCGCACAUUAGCAGCAUCACGACGACCAGCCCUACCUCCCCGAUGGCAACGAUAGAAAAUAUGGUUCAUGCCUCGCCUGAAGGUGGCGGCGUGGUUGUAGUGCAGCCGCAGGCGGGCGGCACGGUGCUUGAGGGGGUGGACGUAGGGCGUGGCCACGGCACGGUGAAAGGGGAGGACGCGCGAGCCUUCGAGCUGAGCACCGUGGCCGUGGAGGCCUGGCACGUGGCCGAGCAUGGGUACAGCUCUGUGGCGGCCACCAGCCGAGGGCAGCUUCACAUGGGGGAUGCCUACAUCGUCAAGUGGAAGUACAUGCUGUGCCCCGCGGUGAGCAAAAGGAAGAAGAGCGAGGCGGUGCGGAGUGUAACGGCGGGCCGCGAGCGCUGCGCGUACUUCUUCUGGCAGGGUCGCAACGCGGGCGUGAGUGACAAGGGGGCUUCGGCACUCAUGACCAUCGAGCUGGACACAGAGAAGGGGCCACAGGUGCCAGUUCAACAGGGAAAGGAGCCUCCCUGCUUCGUGCAGCUCUUUCAAGGCGGAAUGAUUGUCCACCGAGGACGGCGGGAGGAACUUGACAACAGCCAAGGCAUGACGCGGCUGUUCUGUGUGAGGGGCGAGUUGGUGGAGGAGGCUUUGCUUCUCGAGGUGGUGUGUGGGCCAGCCGCCCUACGCUCCCGGGCCUCCUUGCUCCUGUUGGAACCUCUCCGCCACGUUCUCACCGUGUGGCAUGGGUGCUGCUGUCCGCCCUCCAGCCGCCGUGUUGCACGACACACUGCCAAGCGUCUACGCGAUGUAUGCCCCCCAGAGAUGAACAUUCCUGGAACCACAACCUUGAGCCUAGAGGAGUGCGAGGAAGGUGCCGAGCCUUCUUCCUUCUGGAAUGCCCUCGGUGGUCAUGACCGGAUGGCUUACCAAAGCCUGCUACAAGACAAGGGGCGGGAGGGAGACUCACUGAAACUCUACCGCACAUCAAGCGCGUCGGGCGAGCUGGUGCUUGUGGAGUGUACCUCCAAUGUGAGCGUGCCUGGCGCACCAUCAGCCAUGCCCUUUCUGCAGGACGACCUCUAUGGAGUGGAGCAACCAGCGCUGUUUGUGCUGCAGACCUCUCGCGAGGCUUACGUGUGGCAGGGCUGGUGGCCGGUUGACCGAGAGAGCACGGGCUCUAGCAGGAUGCGCUGGGACACCGACCGACGGGCUGCAAUGGAGGCCGCUCUCCUCCUCCACAAAGAAUCCAGCGGAAAGGUGAAAGGGACGGCGGCCUACCUGGUUUAUGCCGGACUGGAGCCACCAUCCUUCACCAACCUCUUCCCAUGCUGGGAGUCGCACCCUGACGUAGCUGCAUCCAGCCAGCAGAACACAGAGGUUAGAGAGAAGUGCACCUUGCUGGAGGAUGCUUUGGCCCAGCUGAGCCAAACCACCUACUCGUUGGCGCAGCUCACAACGCGUCCGCUGCCGCCCGGCGUCGACCCCCUCAAGCUGGAGAGAUAUCUGUCUGAUGUAGAUUUCCAGUCGGUGCUCAACAUGUCAAGGGAAGAGUAUCACUCAAUACCACUGUGGAAGCAAGCCACUCUGAAGAAGGAGGUUGGGUUGUUUUAAACGAAUGUCAGGGAUGAGUGGUACAACUGUGAUAUUGUCUGAUAUGAUAAUCAUAUUUAAAUGUUCUUGCAUUAAGAGCUCAGAGAUAGAAGCAUCCGUGUAAUGGACAUCCCAGCUUUGCUUUGACUUGGGAAAUUGGCCCAUUUACAAGAUGUAAUUUGGCUAGAAGUUUUGAUUAUGCUGCUCAAAGAACACAAAAUGGGCAAUGUAAAAGGGAUUACUAAAACCCAGUUUUUAUUAUUAAGUACUAUAGACUUUUGAAUAUAAUUUUUCAUUUAUAUUUUUUUCUAAAUUGUAGUUCACUGAAAGUGAAAAUGUUCAGUUCAUGUCAUACUGAGGUUCAGUGUUGAACUUAACAGGUGAGAAUUGACUUUUUGCAUUUAGAAAAUGCCAAUUACUUUGCAGAGCUAUGUCCCUCUGGGCAUGCCACAUGGUGAGGUUGGACACGAGACCAUUUUCCUGAGGCAGUCCAUUUUCUGUGCAAUUAACUUUUGGAUUUUUUUUAUCACAAUGUGACAAUUUGAGAUGUUAUGUUUCCUCGAGCACAUAGAAUGCACAGCUAGUUUUAUCGUGCCCAUUACUGUUGGGAAAACCAUGACAUGGAAAGGGCCUACCGCUGUUUUGAUAUUACAAGCAAUUGUACGUGUUAUUUGUCAACAUUUUUUAAAAUACAUUGUUUUACAUAAUUACAUUUUUCAACACUAAAUGCUACUUGGAAUAACAGCCACUGCCACUGACUUGUCUAUUAUAAGCACUUUUGUUAAUCCUCAUAUGUCCUUGUUUACUGACUCAAUGUUUAAAAUCAGAGGAAAUGUACACUUUAAAUGGUGUAUAAAGGACUCAUUUAGUUUAACUAAUGAUGUUUGGCCACUGGUUACUGCUUUAAGAUUGAUCCGUGUAACCAUUUUAUUUUUUUCAUGUCAUUAUUUUAGGUUUAUAAUCCGUUAACCUAUUAUAAACCAUAUAAUAAAUGUUUGCCUGAAAUUUGAGACAUCUAUGGAUAAAAGAGGCUGAGUAAAGUGUGCCCAUCUCUAAAAUCGUUUAAAUACCAGCCAUUCGUGUUGCCUGUUGUACACAGUUUUUACAGCCAAAUAAAAUGGGCUUUAGAAUUUUCUAAAGAAAAAUAACGGCAGUGUUUUACAUUACUAAUUACAGUCAUGGUAAAAUGUUAAAAUGUACUGGAAAAUAUUUAAAAUUGGAAUAAUUUUGGAUUUUUAUUAAGCUUUAGUUUUUAUAAGAUAGCUGCGAAAAUGAUAUGUAAUGAGGAAAUAUAUCAUUGUGGGAGAGCGCAUACUUGUUGCAACAUGCGUGCUUCAACAAUACCUAAAGCAUUAGCUCCAGUUUUCUACAGCAUCAAAGUAUUAACAUAACAAUACAUGGCACUUUAAGAUGCCUUUAGAAGAUCUUAAACAAAAGCCUACCAAGUAGAACCUAUGCAAUGCUGUUUUUAUUGGACUGAACUAAGGCUUCUGACUUUACGAUUAUGUAGUGCCUUUCUUCAAUUGGCGCAAAUUUAGUAUACCCUCACCUCCUUUCGACUCAUGUUAUAUUUACUGUUUUAUUGUCAUACAAAUCUGUAAUGAUUUGAAUCUGUCCAUAUAAAUGUAAUGUGUUUUACUCUCUAGGUAUGUAUUUUAGAAUUAAGGCUAAAGCUUUGGCACGACUGCGUAACAAUGUAUUUUUGUUUAAAUACUUCCAGUGUGAAUAUCGCAAGUGGAAUUGCAACAUUGGUUUUUGUUUCAUUGAUACAACAAAGUUUAAUAAAUUGUUCUCAUCUUU
Messenger RNA from Petromyzon marinus (sea lamprey), 9327 nucleotides. Lineage: Eukaryota; Metazoa; Chordata; Hyperoartia; Petromyzontiformes; Petromyzontidae. The record is from RefSeq and is a predicted model, not a curated record.